CUCUGCAACCUACAUGUCAACGAGCUCUACCAUCAGAAAGCCACAUCACAACCGCUGCGAAAACAAUGGAUCAGCUGCCACAAGAGUUAAUCGAUCGCAUAUGUGCACUGCUAGCACCCGAAGAUCUUAAGAGCACAGCCACUCUGUCCCACAGAAUCCAGUAUGCCUCAGAGAAGGCAUCUAGGGUUUGGGAGCAGAUUACUAUGAGCGAACAAGAUCUUGAAAUGUUCGUUGCUCGUUGUACGGAUUGGCGCUGGAGGUUUCUGCGUCACGUCGCAUUCCGUACACACAUUCCAGCGUAUGAAGAUGAUCCCGAACGAGAGCCGGAAAGCAAUCAUUGCCGCGAGUCAGAAGCAGAAUUGAACGAGAAAGACGUCCGGUUCACGCAACAGAUUAGGUCGUUGUUCGAGACGCUGAACAGAAUGGAAGCGAAGCGAGGUCCUGGAAAUUUUCGAUUGACAAUAUACACGCCCGUGAGAGCUACACUGGAAGAGACGUGUCCACAUCGCAAGUGUCCAAGCUGGCGACUUCAUUUACUCAACCCCGAAAAGCUCCCUUCUCUUUGCUCGAUCCAUACGAUCUACCUGGAAGACGAGAGGAUGAUUUACCCACUGGAAGAGCCCGAAUCGUUACUCAAAAUUGAUCUUCGCAUGUUGUUAGACCUAGCUGUGAAGCUGCCUAAGCUGCGACUACUAGGGUGCAAGAUCAACGCAGGUGGGGGCUGGACAACAAAUUGCCCAUCAGAAGCCACCAGGCAUUACACUAAGAAUUGGGUGGGUCCGAUCUGCGACAGCCGUGAUGGCUUUGCACAAGCUUUUGAGGACCUCAGCCUGCCCCAGACUUUGAGAAGCGCAGAUUUGAAUCUCAUGUGGCCUCUAUCCGAAGUUGAGAAUAUUGAUCAAACGAUGCCUCUUCCAAAUUUGCUCGGCGCUGCACACACCGAUAGAUUUUCCUCAAGCCUCAGCUUACUCUCCCAACGGCUGAGAAUGUUGCAGAUUCAAGUUAUAGCCGACGAAACCUUGUUUUGGCCAACUAAUGCUGGCGCAUCUUGGCCAUGCUUGGAGCGUCUUCACGUCGCACUCCAUAUCGCUACGCCCUCGGGAAGUUGGUAUUUCCAAGACCCAAGAGGCAGCGAGAACAUCCUCCCGGAACUAACCGAUGUUACAUCGUCAUCCUAUCCUCCGUUGGUUGAUACGCCAGACGACGAGCGUUGGGAUUACGAGACCAGUGACUAUGGACUGGAUCUGGACACCGUUACAAACAAAAAAUAUCGGGUCACCCCGGACGAGACGACAUUAAGGCCACUUCUUCUAUCGCUCGCAACGGCUGCUGCGCAUAUGCCCAAGCUGAAAGCAGCCUGUGUAUGGUUUCCGCUGCAAUGGGAUGCUGGAGAUGUUGAUGGAUACGAGGACUUUGAUCCUCGCUUGAAGCUAGAGUCAAUGUCUGGGUCUUCGCUAGACAGUACAGCCUGGGGCAUAGUGUAUUUAGGUCCGGGUGAAGAGGAUGGCCAUGAAUCCCCGGGGUUUCUAGCAUCCCCGGUGUAUCGAGCAGCUUCACCUGGAAUACGGCAAAUGGCUUGGGCAACAGGACCAUGGCGUCCAGAUGCUGAGCUUCACGGUUUGUUUGGCAGGAUUGGGGACGCGAGUAUUCCACUCGUUGAACAUUGGCCUAAAGAUAACAAUCGCCAAAUCCCCCAGAUUAUAAGCAUGUUUAGACGAUACGACAUAUUUUGCAUGUGA
Molecule: messenger RNA, 1739 nt
Organism: Periconia digitata
Lineage: Eukaryota; Fungi; Ascomycota; Dothideomycetes; Pleosporales; Periconiaceae
Source: the annotation of a GenBank genome assembly